CCCCUCACUGUUGCAGCCGGAGGAGGAUUCUCAGAAGUUUGCAGAGUGCUCAUUUCCGGCGGCGCAAAGGUGGAGCAUGCAACUGCACGCGGCAAUACUCCUCUCUUGUUCGCAGCCGGUGGCGGGCAUGUGGACUGUGCUAUCAUUCUGAUUCGUCAUGGAGCCAACGUGAAUGCGCAGAAUGCAGACGGAGAGGCUCCUCUGCAUCGGGCUGUGAAGGAAGGACACGUGAAGAUGGUGAACCUGCUGCUAGACAAGGGAGCAGACAAGACGAUCAAGAACAAGGGAGGUCAGACGCCGGUGCAGAUUGCAGACAGGAGCAAGAAGAUGGACAUUGUGAAUGCUCUA
This is a messenger RNA of Guillardia theta CCMP2712, 348 nucleotides long. RefSeq lists its product as hypothetical. Gene Ontology annotation, molecular function: protein binding. The record is from RefSeq and is a predicted model, not a curated record. The transcript is spliced from 2 exons. The annotation marks the transcript as partial. NCBI's taxonomy places the organism in Eukaryota, Cryptophyceae, Pyrenomonadales, Geminigeraceae.